Molecule: messenger RNA, 2473 nt
Organism: Lates calcarifer (barramundi perch)
Lineage: Eukaryota; Metazoa; Chordata; Actinopteri; Centropomidae
Product: synembryn-A
Biological process (GO): G protein-coupled receptor signaling pathway
Cellular component (GO): plasma membrane; cytoplasm
Molecular function (GO): guanyl-nucleotide exchange factor activity; G-protein alpha-subunit binding
Source: RefSeq, a predicted model, not a curated record
AUGGUGCCAGAUGUGGAGAGGAUCAUUGACAGUAUCGCCCAAGGAGACCAGGACACCGUCCAGCUCCUACUGGACAGCUACAACACCCAGUAUGCAGAGUGCUUCUUCUUCAACACUGAGAUGCAGGAGAGAAAAAAGCAACGACAACUGGAGGAGUUCAAGAAGAACAAAGUGAGGGACUACGCUCCUGACUCUGAAUCUGACACAGACUUAGACGACGAUGAACCUGAUCUCCUUCUCCGGCAGCGUCUGGCCACAGCCCUGCUCUGCUUCAUCAGUAACCAGCUUCAACCUGCAGUUUUACGAGUUUGCCUGCAUACACUGCGGAUCUUGUCCCGUGAUUGGCGGGCCCUAGGUCCCCUGGUCACAGAUAGUGCUCUUUUCACCUUGGCACACCUGGGUGGCGUCAGCUUACAGCAGACAUGCCCACAGCAGGAGGGGGAGAAGGCUGAAGAUCUGCAAGUCAGUUACAGCCACAUUCACAGAGGUUCACAGGCUGAGGAUGCUUGCUGCUACACCUCUCUGCUGCUGCUACAAAUGGCUCAGUUCAUCACUGCUUAUAAGUGGAGUGGUGACGGAGGUCAUGUAGUGCUGGCACGUGGGAAGAAAGACACCCGGGAAGAAGACAGUAAGGAGGAAGAGAUGGAGGAGGAUGGGGACGUGUGUAGCAAGGAGGCCAUGAAAGUCUUGUGUAAUGUCAUCUACAACAGCCCCAGGGCCCAGGAGAGGGCCAGCACACUAAGACUUCUGCAGGGUCUGUGGGAGAGUCUGAAGCAGGGUAUUUGGAGCAGGGCGCCAUCCAGUGGCCAGUUUUAUAAGCUGAGGCUGCUCUUCCUGCUGACAGCCCUGAGGCCUGAGCUCAGGCUGCAGCUAUCCCAGGAGCGUGGACUGUCAGUGCUCACUACAGCACUGGAGAAGUGCCUGGCUGUGAGGUGGGGGGAGGGGUAUGAGGUGCUCAGUGACAGCACAGCUCCACCCAUCUCCAAGGAGAUGUCCCAGGAAGUCAUUGAGAUCCUCAAGACGCUCUUCAACAUCGCUCAUAUGUGUCACAGGCAGGAGCCAGACGAGGAGGAAGCUGCUCUGUAUCGCCACCUAGCAGCUGUGCUACGCCACUGCCUGCUGCUGUCAUGUGAUGGAGAGGACACAUUGGAAGAACUUCAAGGACACACAGUAAACAUCCUGUCAGCACUGCCGCUGCCAUGUCUGGACGUCCUGCUGUCUGUCCGUGUGGACCAGGCAUCACACAAGUGGGAGGGAGUCAACAUGGACUGUGUCCACACACUGCUGCUGUUCAUGGACAGACGCCUGAACAGGGGUCACAAGCUGAAGGAGAAACUGACCCCUGUACUGAAUCUGCUGACUGAGAGCUCUCGGGUACACAGGGAGACACGUCACUACUUACGUCAAAAGAUCUUACCUCCACUGAGGGACGUUGCCACCCGACCUGAGCAGGACACCACACUGAGAGGCCAGCUGGUCCGCCUCAUGACCCACGUUGACACAGAUGUAAAGCACUGUGCUGCUGAGCUGCUGUUUGUGCUCUGCAAGGAGAACGUCAGCCGCUUUGUCAAAUACACGGGUUAUGGCAACGCGGCAGGGCUGCUGGCAGCUCGGGGGCUGCUGCACGGCAGGAGGAACUCAGGCGACAGCCAGUACGCCUCCCACUACUCCAGCGACUCGGACUCUGACACUGAGGAGUACCGGGAGGCCAAAGCCAGGAUUAACUUGGUGACUGGACGGGUGGAGGCAGAGCAGCCUGAUCCCAUGGAGGGCAUGACGGAGGAGGAGAAGGAGCAGGAGGCCUAUCACCUCAUCAGCAUGAUCAACAGACUGUCACGAGACCAAAUCAUUCAGCCAAUGGGUGUGACAGCAGAGGGGAGACUGGCUCCAAUCUGGGGCCAGAUGAGAAACUCCACACUGGAGGAAGAGGAGGAUGAAGAUGAAGAUGAAGAGGAGGACCUGGAUCUGAUGCCAGAGGGAGGGAAAGACAAACAGAUGAAGUAGAAUGAUGGAGACAGCUGUUUGUAGAGGACUUCAUUUGUUCCUGCUACAUCCAUAACACAACAGUGUUAGAGCAGAUGUUAGAUUGUGUGUCAGUAUGAAUGGCUGCCCUCUGUGUGUGUGUCAGGUGUGUUCAGAUUCACCCUGUACAUCCUGUGUAAAAGACACACUUCAUUACAUGACGAGAUGAAGAAGAACAACAAAGAUCAGACAACCUGUGAAGGAGAGAGAGUGGGACACUUGGAGGAGGCUAUUCUGUCAGUGAGCAGCUUUUAUGUUAUUUACGGUAUUUCUGUAGAAACGGCACCUUUGUAAAGGAAGUUGUGUUUGUAGAAGUUGUUGACAGAAGAAACUGUGUAAGAAGCUUGAUUUUUUUCUCUUGCAAAGACAAAUAAAAAUGAAGUAACUUCUCAAAUCCUGUUGUACACAAACACACACAACUGCAAAGUAUUGCUCCAACUGUUGCAGUGAA